Haemonchus placei is the source of this 426-nucleotide messenger RNA. The record is from the annotation of a GenBank genome assembly. Lineage: Eukaryota; Metazoa; Nematoda; Chromadorea; Rhabditida; Trichostrongylidae.
CAUUCGCUUUAUAGUUUGGGAAACGAACUGCUCGGCGAUCUCGUACUCUUCUUUGUCGUCGUCGGACAUUUCCGGUACGCGAUCAGGGUUUUCGAGAUAGUCCUCGAGUGGCGACAUUGAGUGAACCGCUGGCAUGCUUCGCGAUCUUCGGCGUCAAGCAAGUGGCCAAAUGCGGCUCCUAAGCCUUUGAGAACCUUAUUGAGAUCGACUGCCGUAGGUGUUAAAUUACUGGAAGCAGCUGUAUCGGAAAUAUGACGUACGACGUUAAGGUUAGGGAAGUCACCUAAGGAGAGUAACGUUUCGGCGAAUUGCGCGACCGCUGCGUUUGUCGAUGUUGUGACUAUAACUGUUGUGUCUGGUGUCUGCGAGGACAGAGCAGCUAUAAGCGCACCAACUAGAGUUUUACCUGUGCCGUAUGCUGCCUGA